Molecule: messenger RNA, 1478 nt
Organism: Eptesicus fuscus (big brown bat)
Lineage: Eukaryota; Metazoa; Chordata; Mammalia; Chiroptera; Vespertilionidae
Product: latent-transforming growth factor beta-binding protein 4-like
Exons: 12
Coding region: 64-1392 (442 amino acids)
Biological process (GO): innate immune response; antibacterial humoral response
Cellular component (GO): extracellular region
Molecular function (GO): peptidase inhibitor activity
Source: RefSeq, a predicted model, not a curated record
UGGUGACACUGAGGGUAUAAAUUGGGGCUGGGCUCAGGGUGUGCAUUCACAUCAAAGGCCAACAUGAAGACAGGCACAGUCUUUGUUCUGGUGGCUUUCAUCAUCUUGGGGAUGGACAUGGCCUUCGCUUGGAGACUUCCUCAUGGAGGGAGAAAUAGACCUGGAUUCUGCCCCAAGGUGCCCAAAGGAACCGUUGGGAUUUGUGAUAACAGCUGCUCAGGAGAUGACUCAUGUCCCAGGGGAAUGAAAUGCUGCAGAAAUGGAUGUGGCCAUGUAUGCCUACGUGCUAUCCAUGUGGUGCCCGAAGGAGCCGUUGGGAUUUGUGCUGACAGCUGCUCAGGAGAUGACUCAUGUCCCAGGGGAAUGAAAUGCUACAGCAAUGGAUGUGGCCGACAAUGCCAACCUGCUGACCAUAGGGUGCCCGAAGGAGCCGUUGGGAUUUGUGCUGACAGCUGCUCAGGAGAUGACUCAUGUCCCAGGGGAAUGAAAUGCUACAGCAAUGGAUGUGGCCGACAAUGCCAACCUGCUGACCAUAGGGUGCCCGAAGGAGCCGUUGGGAUUUGUGCUGACAGCUGCUCAGGAGAUGACUCAUGUCCCAGGGGAAUGAAAUGCUACAGCAAUGGAUGUGGCCGACAAUGCCAACCUGCUGACCAUAGGGUGCCCGAAGGAGCCGUUGGGAUUUGUGCUGACAGCUGCUCAGGAGAUGACUCAUGUCCCAGGGGAAUGAAAUGCUACAGCAAUGGAUGUGGCCGACAAUGCCAACCUGCUGACCAUAGGGUGCCCGAAGGAGCCGUUGGGAUUUGUGCUGACAGCUGCUCAGGAGAUGACUCAUGUCCCAGGGGAAUGAAAUGCUACAGCAAUGGAUGUGGCCGACAAUGCCAACCUGCUGACCAUAGGGUGCCCGAAGGAGCCGUUGGGAUUUGUGCUGACAGCUGCUCAGGAGAUGACUCAUGUCCCAGGGGAAUGAAAUGCUACAGCAAUGGAUGUGGCCGACAAUGCCAACCUGCUGACCAUAGGGUGCCCGAAGGAGCCGUUGGGAUUUGUGCUGACAGCUGCUCAGGAGAUGACUCAUGUCCCAGGGGAAUGAAAUGCUACAGCAAUGGAUGUGGCCGACAAUGCCAACCUGCUGACCAUAGGGUGCCCGAAGGAGCCGUUGGGAUUUGUGCUGACAGCUGCUCAGGAGAUGACUCAUGUCCCAGGGGAAUGAAAUGCUACAGCAAUGGAUGUGGCCGACAAUGCCAACCUGCUGACCAUAGGGUGCCCGAAGGAGCCGUUGGGAUUUGUGUUAACAGCUGCUCAGGAGAUGACUCAUGUCCCAGGGGAAUGAAAUGCUACAGCAAUGGAUGUGGCCGAGAAUGCCAACCUGCUGACCAUAGGGUGUCUAUUUUUUGACAUGCAGUCCCAGAAGAUGAAGAUCUAAAGUGAUGGAGUGGCCAAUUCUAAAGAGUUUGUGUACAAAAUAAAUCUUACCUGUGGCA